AUGACUGUGAGUAUGUUCCCUAAAAUUUUAGAUGCCUGUGUGACACCUAAGUUAAACCUCUCCAGCCCUGAAGGUGCUGAAAAAGCAGCAUUAAUUCUAAAAAGACAACUCUGUACAGCGACCAUUAAAGAAACUGAAGAAAAGAUAAAAUUUCAAUUAAAGAGCGCUCCAGCAGAUGUGGUGAACGUUCCUAAAACCCGUCGGACCUUCUGUAAGAAGUGUGGUAAGCACCAGCCCCACAAAGUGACACAGUACAAGAAGGGCAAGGAUUCUCUAUAUGGCCAGGGAAAGCGGCGUUAUGACAGGAAGCAGAGUGGCUACGGUGGGCAGACUAAGCCAAUUUUCUGGAAGAAGGCUAAAACUACAAAGAAGAUUGUGCUGAGGCUUGAAUGCGUUGAGCCCAACUGCAGAUCUAAGAGAAUGUUGGCUAUUAAGAGAUGCAAACAUUUUGAACUGGGAGGAGACAAGAAGAGAGAGGGCCAAGUGAUCCAGUUCUAAUCUUUGUCUUUUGUUUUAUUAGGAUAAUAAAAUCUU
Messenger RNA from Choloepus didactylus (southern two-toed sloth), 534 nucleotides. RefSeq names its product 60S ribosomal protein L36a-like. Lineage: Eukaryota; Metazoa; Chordata; Mammalia; Pilosa; Megalonychidae. The record is from RefSeq and is a predicted model, not a curated record. Bases 1 to 498 code for a protein of 165 amino acids. Gene Ontology annotation, biological process: translation. Gene Ontology annotation, cellular component: ribosome; cytosolic large ribosomal subunit. Gene Ontology annotation, molecular function: structural constituent of ribosome. The transcript is spliced from 3 exons.